This is a messenger RNA of Peromyscus maniculatus bairdii (prairie deer mouse), 517 nucleotides long. RefSeq names its product G protein subunit gamma 14 (gene Gng14). Gene Ontology annotation, biological process: G protein-coupled receptor signaling pathway. Gene Ontology annotation, cellular component: heterotrimeric G-protein complex. The record is from RefSeq and is a predicted model, not a curated record. Lineage: Eukaryota; Metazoa; Chordata; Mammalia; Rodentia; Cricetidae. Gene Ontology annotation, molecular function: G-protein beta-subunit binding.
CGCGGAUCUGCGCGGCGGUCCCGCCCUCCCGUCCCGCUCCUGGGCAGCCCUGCGCCUCACCAUGGCGUUGACUUGCUGCACCGCGCGUCCGAAGUUGGUAGCCUGGAAGCCGGUGGUGCCGAAGGCCUCCAGAAGACUGCCUGAUACCAUGUGUGGAUGGAGAACUGCACAUCUGGGAUUGGCGUGAAGAAGGAAGGGCAAAGUGGCUGGAUUCCCAGAUGUCCAGCAAAGUGGCCACUGGCAGUGACAUCGGACAGGCCCGCCGGGCGGUAGAGCAACUGCGGAUGGAGGCGGGCAUCAACCGCAUACAGGUGUCCAAGGCAGCCACAGAUUUGCUGCAGUUCUGCACAGAGCAGGCCAAGAGCGACCCUUUCCUUGUGGGCAUCCCAGCUGCCACCAACCCUUUCAAGGAAAAGAAGCCCUGUGCUAUCCUAUGAACCCAUAAUAAUGCUACUGCCCCAUGACCCUGGAUACCACAGGAAGAAGGGCCUCAAUAAACAUGAUUGCUCCUGUGUUA